CUUAACUGAUUAAAUAACGUCAUAACCAUAUUAAUUUGGAACAAUGAAACUCUUAUAUGGGUCAGCGGCAACCUACCACUAGGUUGAACUCGGACUGCUUUUUUUGAAAGAAUCAAAACGCAGCAUCUCAUUAAAGAGGCAGGGGAGCCAAAGGUAACAUAGCCUAGUGGUGAAACCACUGGACCAAUUGAGCUCUGGAUGUGGGAGGUCCUGAGUUCGAUUCUCAGUGGCGCCACUUGAGCUUUCCCGGCGGCACCCUUGGUAUCGGAGGCGAAGCCUCCCCGAUGUUGGUAGCAGAAAACCCCGGUUAGUAUGCAGGUACCCCCAGUGGUUUAGUAGGUCCCGAUGUCGCUCAAGCGGCACGUGGGACUGAGGUUCCCUGGGUUAUCAAAUAAAAAUUAAAGAGGCAAGGGCCGAAAAAGACAUUUAUACUCUUCCGUGAAGCUCUCAGGAUGCAGCAUUUUUUGAAUCUCUACAAUUUGGAUUGAUGAAUAUGCUUCAUAAAUUUUAUAGAUUAGAGAACAAACAAACAAAAAAUCCUAUCCAAUUAGAUUUUACAUAUUUGAGACCGUGAGAGAUAGAAAUGUGACAUAACAAAUUACAAGAUUUGAUCACUGAAAUUGCUUAUUAAUUUGAUGCUUGCUGGCGACUAAAAAUAGCACAUCUAACUUUCAGUUACCGGUACAACUAUAAAGUAGUGAGGGAAAGAAAGACAAACACCAAUUACAUGAACCCAUAAACCAGCAGUUAAGUGAUUACUUAUUUGAGCUAAUGAAUCAAAAUUUGGGUUUGUUUAUGAUGAAUCAGAAACCAGAGCGGACCAAUCUGUUCUAGCAGUUUCAAUGGCGGGUUGGGUGCACCUAACAGCAAUUAUCAGAUCAGGCACUGGAUUUAGCUGGUUCCCAUCAAAACUGCAUAUAUUAAUACUACUGCUCUAGUCGUGUAGUAGAAUAUACUGCAAUAUUUUUCCAGAUUGUGAAUUUCAUUUCCCAGUAAGGACAUGACGGUUGACUCCCAAGCAUGAAGCAACCAUCCCCUUCCAUGUUCUUUCUUUCUGUUUUUUUUUUCCAGAUUCCCACUUUUAAUAUUUGUUUUUUCCAGAUUCCCACAUGACAUACUCCUUUGGGUUUUGAUUGAUGCAUCUUUAAGGCAACGAAUACAGUCAGCGAUGUGGAAUUGGCAACCACCCCUUAACCUAAUCUCCCCUGCCUCCCAACUUGCAAAAACUAUUGCUUUCGGACCAUCAACCGCAUUACAGCAAUCGAUUGCUUUCCUAAACGGGAAGCAGCACCCUUCGGGUUCAAAGACAGGCAUAGAAGUUGAAAAAGACAGCACCCAGAAAGACAGCUGACGUUCAACAACUGAAUCUGUGGAUCGCUUAAAAAACAGGGCAAUUCGACAUUAUAGCCCAAUCGGGAGAGGACACAUUCAACAAGCUUGCUAAUGGCGGCACCGCAGGUGAAAAACGGUAGCGCAUUUGGUACUAGCACUAGCAGCAUCAGUGUCAUGGCCUCGUUCAUGACAAUGGGGAUCCGGAGCAGCUUCCAUUCCCUUGUCGCCCUCCUCCUCACUUUCCUGGUCGUGGCCGCCGUCUACGUCACGCAGAACGGCGGCAAGCAGCUGGUGGAAGAGACGGCCACGCCGCCGAGGAGUAGUAAUCUGCUGACGUCGAGGUGCGAUUUGUUCGCCGGGAAGUGGGUUUUCGACAAUUUGUCGUACCCUUUGUACAAGGAGCAGGACUGCAGUUUCAUGUCGGACCAGCUGGCGUGUCACAAGUUCGGAAGGAAAGAUUUGGAUUAUCAGCACUGGAGAUGGCAGCCUCACCAAUGCGACAUUCCAAGAUUCAAUGCGACGGCAUUGCUGGAGAGGCUAAGAAACAAGAGGCUUGUGUAUGUUGGGGAUUCAUUGAAUAGAGGGCAAUGGGUCUCUAUGGUUUGCCUGGUGGAUUCUGCCAUUCCUGCAGAGUUCAAGUCUCAGAAACACACAGUCAAUGGCUCGUUGAUAGUCUUCAAAGCACAUGAAUACAAUGCGACCAUAGAGUUUUAUUGGGCUCCGCUCUUGGUAGAGUCCAAUUCUGACGAUCCAAUAAGCCACAGAGUUCCGGACCGAAUCGUUCGGGUUCAAGGAAUUGAAAAGCACGCCAAGUACUGGACCGAUGCAGAUAUCCUUGUUUUCAACAGUUACCUCUGGUGGCGACGUUCCGAAAUGAAAGCUAUGUGGGGAUCAUUUACUGGUCCUGACGGUGGAAUAGUGAAAGCAGUGAAAAUGCCACGAGUAUAUGAAAUGGCUCUUCAGACUUGGGCCGACUGGCUUGAAGUUCACAUCAACCGAACGAAAACCCAACUCUUCUUCGUCAGCAUCUCACCAACCCACCAAGAAGCACAAGAGUGGGGAGGGAGUUCAGAGGGUAACUGUUAUGGUGAAACAGACCCAAUCUUGAAAGAAGGGUAUAGAGGAAGAGCUACUUGCCCAAAAAUGAUGCAAGUGGUUGACAAUGUGCUAGAUGGAUUGAAGGCUAGAGGAAUGAAUGUUCAGAUGAUUAAUAUUACACAACUGACAGAGUAUAGAAAGGAAGGCCAUCCCUCUAUCUACAGGAAGCAGUGGGAACCAUUAACCGAUGAACAAAGAAUGAAUCCCAGUAGUUAUGCAGAUUGUAUACAUUGGUGUCUCCCUGGAGUUCCAGAUGUAUGGAACGAGCUUCUCUAUGCAUAUAUUUUGGACUUAUGAUGUAUAAAACACUAAAAUCUUGUCAUUUUACGAUAAGAAAAAUCCCAUGAAUGUAAGGGUUUCUCUUAUAAUUCAACUUGUUCAAGACAUGCAAUAGAGUGAAUAACAUACAAAAUUGUAUUCCACGUCAAUCUUCCUCCAUUGCUCCGAAGAAGUUUGAUGAUCUUUUGAAAUGUCCAUUACUUAAUGCAAUUUUUAUAUUCAAAAAGCUUAAAUGCUUUAAGUUGGAGAGAUCUAAUAAAGCUUCUAAUGCAAA
Molecule: messenger RNA, 2983 nt
Organism: Linum trigynum
Lineage: Eukaryota; Viridiplantae; Streptophyta; Magnoliopsida; Malpighiales; Linaceae
Source: the annotation of a GenBank genome assembly